AUGGUCAGUGGUACACUAAAUUUUAUUCUCUUAUACGUAAGCAUUCACGUCGGCAAAGCGUGCUUUUCAUCUGGAGUUUGCGGUAACGGUUAUGGUUGUACACAACCUGCAGCUCCCGUAUGUUCUGGAGGUUGUGCUCCCGGAUAUGCAUGUGGACAAUACGGCUGCUAUUCUAGAGCACGUGCACGAUCCUCAAAAAUACUUGAGGAGGCGGUCAACGAUAAGCCUAGGAGUAAUGAUGCUGUCGCUAUUGUAGCCGCUGCUCCUGCUGCAAAUCGCCAGAAUUUAAAUCUCGCACAAGUGGCUAAUGAACGGUUCUAUGAAUGCUGUGUUCAACAACUGCUUCCAGAUAGUUGCUUGGAAAAAUGUUCAUAUAUGACAUACACAAAGAAUACCCUGCAAGCUAUGUACCUACAACUUGACAAAUGUCCAUUGUCAGCAUUAGCUGAUAUAUCAUAUUGUGCUGCCGGUGGACUGGAUCAUACAGAAUGUUGCAUACGAAAUAACGUUGCAACAACAUUUGCUGGAAGGAAGUGUCUUACAUUUUGCGAUCAGCGACCGGGAAAUGUGACGAAAUUGGACUUGUCCUACCUACCCUGCUAUGAACGCUUCGAAAAUAUCAAACGCUGCUUUAUGGAGCACAUUGGCACCAAAAAUAAGCCAGCAACUGUUGAUGCAAGACUUGCACGAACAUUCGAAACUUGA
This is a messenger RNA of Acanthocheilonema viteae, 705 nucleotides long. NCBI's taxonomy places the organism in Eukaryota, Metazoa, Nematoda, Chromadorea, Rhabditida, Onchocercidae. The record is from the annotation of a GenBank genome assembly.